CAUUGGGAACUUUUCAUGUCAAUGACCUCAGACUUUCUAUAUAAUUAUAAAUAUAUAAAACUAGUAAUUUCAUCCUGUUUCACCUGACAACCUGUAUGCCCAAUACCCUUGACCGUGAGAACUUUAGCAUAGGUAUUGUAGCUGGCUGGCUAAAUAAAAAAAAACUUUUGUGAGGAACCAUAGAUGCAAAAGUUUUUAAUGAGUGCAGUGUGUUUCUGCUUUGAAGAAGGAUUUAUCUGUUAUUUUAAUAUCACUUAAUUUAUGCACAUGUUGAAAGUGUGGCCUAAUAUAGUUCUGAUUUGAUUUAAAUAUUAAUGCAAGCAGCGGUGAUUCAGACAAAGACCUGUCCAGACCUGGUUCAGGUCUAAGCCCUGGCAUGGGUCGUAUCACAGGGUCGGCCAGUAUAGAGACAUUAGUGAGGGUCGGGAUUGAGAAGGAGCAUGGCCUCAGUCCUGACUCCAAGAUGGUGGUGUUGCAUGACUUCGCACCAUGUGUUGAUGAUGAAUUAGAGGUAAAACGCGGACAGAUAGUGAACGUACUAUACCGGGAGAACGACUGGGUGUACGUCAUAGUGGCGGAGUCCCGUCGCGAGGGGUUCAUACCGCACUCGUACUGUGCGCCCUGCGAACAUCAUGAUCUGAAGAAGAAGCUGCCCCGUAGCCGGUCUCCUACUGAUUUAGCGCAUCGGGAUGUAUCACAAUUAUCAGUCUCCGACGGCGUAACGAACGACGGUCACUCGGAGCUCGGCAGCGAGGGUGAGGCGUGUCCCUUCAGCAAGGACCCCUCCGGGAGAUAUGUGGUGCUGUACACCUUCACAGCAAGAGACGAGAAUGAUGUCGAUGUAGAACGCGGCGAGUUUGUCACUGUGCUGAACAGAGAGGAUCCUGACUGGUACUGGAUAGUCCGCAGCGACGGGCAGGAGGGUUUCAUUCCAUCAGGAUUUGUCUAUCCCGCUGUAGUUCAAGCGACACAACAAGACAACACGCAGCCCAUCCUCCCGCCGGUGACCAACAACAACACGAUGAACAACAAGCUGAACGCGCAGCCGCAGGACAGCGACGGUCGGUACCACGGGACGGAACUAGUCAUGCUCUAUGAUUAUAAGGCGCAGGCGCCGGACGACCUGUCGGUGAAGCGCGGCGAGUGGGUGUACGCGGACCUGACGCAGCAGACCGUGGAGGGCUGGCUGUGGGCGCACGCGCCCAAGUCGCGCCGCUCCGGGUUCAUACCCACCGCCUACGCACGGGCCCCGCACACUACUGCCCUCUAGCGGGGCCACACUCACACCUCACCCUACAGUCUACUGACAACGUUUUAACGUCAAAUGUAUGGAAAUGUCAUGACUAGCAACUGUCAUUUUCAUUACAUUCGAGGUUUUCUAUUGAAGAAAACAAGAGUAGAAAUGCUAGUUAGAGGGUUGAGUUUUCUGUGUGUCGCCUUUGUCCAGUAUUGGCCCACGUUAGGUACCUGUGGAGUAUCUACUGCCUAUUACAUGUUAAUUUGUCUUUGCAUUUAAUAGGUAGUAGAAACUCACCGGU
Molecule: messenger RNA, 1538 nt
Organism: Trichoplusia ni (cabbage looper)
Lineage: Eukaryota; Metazoa; Arthropoda; Insecta; Lepidoptera; Noctuidae
Gene: Dlish
Product: SH3 domain-containing protein Dlish
Exons: 7
Coding region: 377-1270 (297 amino acids)
Molecular function (GO): protein binding
Source: RefSeq, a predicted model, not a curated record